GUCAUUGUUUUUAAGACCAAGUAGAAGUCACUUUAUGGGUCAAGACUUAGCACUAAAGCCAAGAGACCAAAAAGACUAAAACAAUGAUGGAGUCAUUCAAGUGUUAUGUUUGAGUGAGAGUCUUUUCUAAGCUUACGAAGUUUCAGGGCAGAAGACAUGCACAGCUUCUGAUUCCUCUCCAAUUCAUUCAACUUCCAAGGUAGGUGGAUUAUUGUUCUAAGAGGUAGGCCUUGAGCCAGAGUGGAAAACAAUGAAUUGCUUAUGUGAGAAAGACUCUGGUCUAUUUUCUUCUCAUUCAACAGCUCCCUAUGUUCUUGGAUGCCCAUCAUGGGCGACUUCUGAAUUUGAAGUCCAACGAUCAUCUAUGUCCAGAAGUUUGAGCUCAAAAGUGGAUGUUCUUCCACAACAAUGCCACAAUAGCAAGACAUUUAAUUUUCAAUUCCAAGAACAGGAUGCAUCUUCAACCAAAUCCACUGAUCAAUCUUAUCCAGAAGUUGGUACGGUACAAUCCGGUCAAAUUUCUGUCCAGCAUAGUUCUACUGAUUCAACACUUAUCAGAAAUGAGGGGAAGAGUAUGGGAUGUGUCAUCAGGUCAUUUAUGGGGAGUCAGGAUUUCCCUUUCCCUCCUCCACUACUGGAUCACAGACCAAUACUUGCGCAUAUUGCAUGUCACUAUGCUGAUCCAUGCUAUAGUGGUCUAGUGGCUGCUGCAUAUAGUCCACAGUCUAAGCCAGUGGAAACUGCUCCUGUUCGAAUUCCUCUUCAAUUGGAUUUUGCAGAAGAACCUAUAUACGUGAAUUCAAAGCAGUACCAUGCUAUUCUGAGGCGAAGACAGUAUCGAGCAAAACUCGAAGCGCUUAACAAACCCAUCAAGGAUCGGAAACCGUAUCUUCACGAGUCUCGCCAUCAACAUGCACUGAAGAGAGCUAGAGGCGCUGGUGGACGCUUUCUCAAUACAAAAAAACAAUUACAAUCAAAUCAUACACCUGGGAAUAUUGCAGAAUCAAAAAUGCAUCACAUUGAAAACUAUAGAGAUGGUGCUGAUGUCUCAUAUGCAUUUAACAGUGAUGCAAGAAACAUGCAGAAUGAUGCAGCUGAUAAGGGUGGUGGCACCACUCAGCACCCUCUAUUUGUCUACAUGUGACUAAACUGGCUUGUUGUUGGGCACAUCACUUUGCUUGUGUUGUGUUCCAUUGGGAAGUCAUCCUUGGCUCAUCUUUUAUUAUGUAGUUACGAUUAUUGCUAAUUUUGAUUUUCGUCGACAUUGACAUGGACGUAUUGUAUACCCUAAAAUUGUUUGACACUGACUUGUCAAAAACAAUGUUUUUCUAUGUUAAUACCAUAUCUGCAACAUGUCUAAUUGAAAUGCGAUUAUGUGGUUUCCAA
Glycine soja is the source of this 1386-nucleotide messenger RNA. RefSeq names its product nuclear transcription factor Y subunit A-3-like. The record is from RefSeq and is a predicted model, not a curated record. Gene Ontology annotation, biological process: regulation of transcription by RNA polymerase II. Lineage: Eukaryota; Viridiplantae; Streptophyta; Magnoliopsida; Fabales; Fabaceae. The coding region runs from base 251 to 1144 and encodes 297 amino acids. Gene Ontology annotation, molecular function: RNA polymerase II cis-regulatory region sequence-specific DNA binding; DNA-binding transcription factor activity, RNA polymerase II-specific. Gene Ontology annotation, cellular component: CCAAT-binding factor complex. The transcript has 6 exons.